AAGCUGCUCCCUUCCCUCUCGGCCUCUCUCGAGGACAUCUUUACCCACUGGGAAAAAACUCCCUCGAAUUCCAGGAGAAGAAAGGUGAGUGAAGAGGAGACAGCCAUCCCAGAAAAGAUCAGAGUUCCUGAUCCUGUGAGCAGCUCUGAGAGCUCAGACAAGGAAGAGGAUGAGAAAGAGAAGGCGAAAGCUGCAAAUGCAGCCAGCCUUUCCCUGGCCGUGAACUCAGGAGUGAAUGUAGAAAGCAGUGAAGAUGAUGACUCCUCAUCAGAAGAGGAAACACCAGCUGCAAAAGCUGCAGUUACGGUUACACCAGCUGUGGUGGGUGGCAAAGCUGCCAACUCCCUGCAUUCUCCUAACAAACCUGCUGCCCCAGCAGGCAAAGCAGCAGCGCUCUCUGCUGCAAACAGAACUGUGGUCUCAAAUAAGCAGCAUCCCAGUGUGCCAGCUGCACCAGCUGCAUCUGCAGCUCCAGCCAAGGCUGGGCAGAAACUGCCCGCUCCUGGGAAGCCUGGACACACCACAACAGCCACAGCCAAAGUAGGUCAAAGCAAAGCACCAGUAACGACCAAAGCACCAGAAAGCUCCAGCAGCAGCAGCUCCUCCUCAUCAGAGAGUGAGGAGGAAAAACAGAUGCCGACUGCAAAGGCCCCAGUGCCCAAAGUGGAGCCGAAGCAGGCAGCUGGGGCUGCUGAGAGCAGCAGUGAGGAAUCAAGUGAUGAGACAUCCUCUGAGGAGGAGCUCGCAACUCCAGCGGUCCAGGCAAAACCAACUGUGAAAACAAUGCAGGUUAAUGCAACACCUGUGAAAAGUGCAUCUGCUGCUCCAGUGACCCUCAAGAAGAACGCAGUGAGGCAAACAGCAGUGGCACCAAACCAGGCCAAACCCACAUCCAUAACGGUUCCUGGGGCUGCAAAGCCCAAUGACACAUCAGAGAGCAGCGACUCAUCAGACAGUGAAGAUGAGGAACCUUCAUCCAUAACGCAAACAAAGCCACCUCCAAAAUCCUCCCAGGCCAUCCCAACCCCAGUGAAAGCUACACCAGCAACAUCGCUCUCUGGCAAAGCAGCUCCAGCAAAAACACUUCCACUGUCCCAAGGGAAACCAGCCCCAAAACCAGCAGUGCCAAAGCAGGCCAAAGCCACACGGGGAAGGACUGCUGCUCCCACAAAGCCUGCUGAAAGCACAAAGCCAGUGGAGAGCUCUGACUCCCCAAGCAGUGAAGAGGAGGAUCUCCCUGUGCCUGUCAGCCAGAAG
Molecule: messenger RNA, 1257 nt
Organism: Antrostomus carolinensis (chuck-will's-widow)
Lineage: Eukaryota; Metazoa; Chordata; Aves; Caprimulgiformes; Caprimulgidae
Product: treacle protein
Exons: 7
Biological process (GO): nucleolar large rRNA transcription by RNA polymerase I
Cellular component (GO): nucleolus
Molecular function (GO): RNA binding; scaffold protein binding
Source: RefSeq, a predicted model, not a curated record